GGCCAAGCUCAAGAGCUAUCUAGUACUCCCAGGUGACCAGAAGUCAUGGCUCACUUUGCUCAGGUUCUGGAUGAAAUAGGUGACUUUGGUCGCUUCCAGGUACAGGUGAUGAUGCUGUUGUGUAUCCCCAACUUCCUGUCUGCCUUCCAGAUUUUUGGCUACAUGUUCAUGAUCCAGAAUGAGGCCCACCAUUGUUCAGUGCCCUGGGUUCAGAACCAUACUUUCAACUGGAGUGCAGCUGAGCAGCUGGCCCUGAGUGUACCUCUGGAUGCUACAGGCAAGCCUGAGUCCUGCCUCAUGUUUCGGCCACCCACUGACAAUGCCAGCCUAGAAGACAUCCUCAGUCACCGCUUCAAUGAGACACAAUCUUGUGAAACUGGCUGGGACUAUCCUGAGCAUAAACCCCAAUCCCUAAUGAAUGAGUUCAACCUAGUUUGUGAUCGGAAGCACCUAAAGGAAACCUCGCAGUCUGUGUUCAUGGCUGGACUCCUCAUUGGAGCCCUCAUCUUUGGGCCCAUCAGUGACAGAACUGGUCGCAGAGCCUCCUUCUUGGGGCAGCUGCUCCUGUUUGCCAUCUCGGGCCUGGCCACAGCAUUUGCGCCCAGCUUUGAGCUCCACAUGGCCCUGCGCUUUGCUAUAGCUACGGCUGUUGGUGGAUAUACCUUAAACAUUACCACUUUACUUUCAGAGUGGGUGGGACCCUCAUGGAGAACCCCUGCUAUGGCCCUAAACUUGGCUGGCUUCGCCCUCGGGCAGAUGGGGCUAGCAGGACUCGCCUACGGUGUCCGAAAAUGGAGGCUCCUUCAGAUCUCCAGCACUGCACCCAUCUUGCUGCUUCUUUUCCACUUCUGGGCAGUGCCAGAAUCUGCACGGUGGCUCCUCAUUCAGGGGCGGAUAGAGGAGGCCAAGCAAUUGGUCCAGAAGGCAGCAUUAGUCAACAAGAGGGAACUCACCCCUGAGCUCCUAAGCCAGCUGGCCCCAGAGGAGAAAGGCCCCUCGGGGAAUGCCUUUGAUCUUUUCAGACACCCUCAUCUCCGGAAGGUGACCCUGAUUCUUAUCUGUGUCUGGUUUGUGGACAGUCUGACAUACUAUGGGCUCAGUUUUCAAGUAGGAGAUUUUGGCAUGGACAUCUACCUGACACAGCUAAUAUUUGGAGCAGUCGAGUUGCCCUCCCGAAUUUCCAGCAUCUUCUUGAUGGAGAAGUGUGGCCGAAAGUGGAGCCAGUCUGGGACUCUGAUUCUGGGUGGCCUCAUGUGUAUUAUCAUCACCUUCAUCCCAUCAGAUCUGCCUGUGGUGGUCACCGUGCUGGCCAUAAUAGGGAAGUUUGCUAUGGCUGCUGGCUUUACCAUCUCCUAUGUGUAUACCUCUGAGCUCUUCCCCACCAUUAUCCGACAAACUGGCAUGGGGCUGGUGAGCAUCUUCUCAAGGAUCGCAGGCACCAUCACUCCACUUGUGAUCCUGCUGGGUGAGAACCACAUGGCCCUCCCCAUGCUCAUCUUCGGGAGCCUCCCUAUCGGAGCCGGUGUACUCUGUGCCCUGCUGCCAGAGACACGUGGCCAGAGCCUGAAGGACACCAUCCAGGACCUGGAGCAGAGGCCCUGCCCACAGUCUCCAAAGGCAGCACCUCUGGAAAAACAGAGGAAAAUCACAGGAAAAUCUUCUAGCCCAAAGGUGGCAAUUGUGAGCAGUGCAUACUUCUAAUCGUGGUUCCUAAGAGCUAGACCAUCUGCAGUGGGGAGCAGCCCAUACGUCCCCUUGAAUAUGGCCAGGACCCAUGAGGAUGAAGAAAUAAGACCAGCCUUGCUUAUGAAGACAGCACACCAUGACCUGGCCUCAGCCUCAGCCACCCACUACUGAGUUCAAUCCCAGGAGCAUCUGGGAUAGAACCUCCCUCCAUCCAGAAUCUACUUCUCUCAUCCCCACAGCCCCAUCCCAAUACGAUGUCCGAAUUAAGGAUUCUAGGUCUGUCCUGGGCUUUGCUUGUUCUCUGAUAGUCUUGAGGGGGAGGGGAGUGGUAUGGUUUCCAAGAUGACCUCAGUCUGGAGAGUCCCUGCCCUCAAAACAGUCAAGCCCAGCACAGAGCAGAGGGUAGGCCCUUCCCCAGUUGUGGGAGCAAGCAGAGGAAACAAACCAUGAAGAUGUGGAUUAUACAAAACUGUAUCUGUGGCUCUGAUGCUCCAAAGCCAACAGACAGCUGUGUUCUCAGCCCAUCUUGGAAGGACACUCUGUGCACUGCCUCUUUCUCAGACUGGACACUCUCCAGCUGGGGAAAGGACCUCAUUGUUUCUUCCCUAUCACUGUGGCCUUCCCCACUUAUAAACACUCAUGGAAACCUUUCUUUUUUGACUUGCAGAUUGGACAUCAUUCCACUGAAAUUCUGCCACCUGGAUCUUGGUUGUUCCUUCCACUUAGCUCAUGCCAUCCUCUUAGAAUAAUCCCUCUCCACUUCCAAAAAUCUCAAAAAAUUUCUGGCAUGUAAGUGAAUAGAUGAAUGAGUUUCUCAUUCAGAUAUGUCACUCUCUGACUAUAGCAUCCCCUCCUCCUGGCCUCUUUGCUCCAUUAUUCCCACUGGACGCAGUCAGCUUAGGCUUCCACAACACAGUAUCACAGACAAGCGGCUUAAAAGCAAAGACUUAUUUCCUCAUGGGUCUAGAAGUUUGAAGCCUGAAAUCAAGAGUACCAGCAUGGCCAGGUUCUGGGGAUGCCCUCCCUCUUCCUGUCUUUCAGAUGGCUUCUCUUUAGUACCUGUACAAGGGGACAAAUUUCCGUCUCUUCCACUUCUUAUAAAACCACUAAUUCCAUCCAGGGUCCUAACCUCAUGACUUUAUCUAACCCUAAUCAGUUCCAUGGCCCCAUAUAAAAAUACCAUUAUGGGCCGGGGAUUUAGCUCAGCGGUGCCACCUGCUGUCUCACAAGUGCAAGGUCCCGAGUUCAAUUCCCAGUACCAAAAAUAAAAAAUAAAAAAAUAAAAACACCA
Heterocephalus glaber (naked mole-rat) is the source of this 2977-nucleotide messenger RNA. RefSeq names its product solute carrier family 22 member 13 (gene Slc22a13). NCBI's taxonomy places the organism in Eukaryota, Metazoa, Chordata, Mammalia, Rodentia, Bathyergidae. Gene Ontology annotation, cellular component: membrane. Gene Ontology annotation, biological process: transmembrane transport. The record is from RefSeq and is a predicted model, not a curated record. Gene Ontology annotation, molecular function: transmembrane transporter activity.